CCGCUCCUCCUCACACAGAGGGGAGGGAAGAAGCGCUGAGGGAAGAAAGACGAGCUGGGCGCUGAACCUGGCAACGGGACCGCUUUCUCCCUCGUCGUGAAGAGUCAGGAGCCCACCGCCAGCUCACCUCUGCCCUGUCCGCUGCCCGGCUCAGCCAUGCCCAGGAAAAGCAUCGUGGAAGUCAGCGUGCAGAACGUGCAGAAGAGGCGCAGCCCCAACAAGCACUAUGUAUAUAUUAUUAAUGUCACCUGGUCAAAUGGCACCACAGAGGUCAUCUAUCGAAGAUACAGCAAGUUCUUUGACUUACAGAUGCAAAUCCUGGACAAGUUUCCAGUGGAAGGUGGGCAGAAGGAUCCCAAACAAAGGAUUAUCCCAUUCUUACCAGGCAAAAUCUUGUUUCGGCGAAGUCACAUUCGUGAUGUUGCAGUUCGGCGCCUGAUUCCUAUCGAUGAGUAUUGUAAGGCCCUCAUUAGAAUGCCCCCCUACAUCUCCCAGUGUGACGAAGUCCUCAGUUUCUUUGAAGCCAGGAUGGAGGACUAUAACCCACCUAAGGAAGAGCCUAUUGGGAAGAGGAAACUUGGCGGAGAUUCUUCAUCGGCUGACCCCUUAGUCUUGGAUCAGUAUGUGGUGGUUGCUGCAUAUGACAAACAGGAGAGCACAGAAAUCACUCUGCGUGUUGGUCAAGUGGUCGACAUCAUUGAGAAAAACGAGUCUGGCUGGUGGUUUGUCGGUACUGCAGAUGAACAAGGAUGGGUCCCUGCUACUUGCUUAGAGGCUCAAGAUGGGGGACAGGAGGACUUUACAAUUCAACCAGAAGAAGAAGAGAAAUACAGCGUUAUCUAUCCAUACACUGCAAGAGAUCAAGAUGAAAUCACUCUGGAUAAAGGAGUCAUAGUAGAGGUCAUGCAAAAGAAUCUUGAGGGAUGGUGGAAAAUUAGAUAUAAAGGUGCAGAGGGCUGGGCCCCAGCAUCCUACCUGAAGAAAAUCAGUGGAGAUUUACUAUCACAAAAGCUUGCCUCAGGGUCCAGUGCCAAUUCCAGUGCUCUAGAUUUGGAUGGAAUCUCCAGGCAGCAGAACUAUGCUGGUCGAGAUAGGGAAGCUCCAAGUCGGCAACUUCCAUUCACAGAUUUUAAACGAAAAUCCCCCAUAAUGAGACAGAGACCACCUCCUCGCCGGGACCUUACCAUUCCACGGGGACUAAAUCUUCCUAAACCUCCUACUCCCCCUCAUGUUGAAGAAGAGUAUUACACUAUUGCAGACUUCCAGACCAUUAUUCCUGAUGGGAUCAGUUUCCAGGCAGGACUAAAAGUUGAGGUAAUAGAGAAGAACCAUAGUGGCUGGUGGUACAUUCAGAUUGAUGAUAAGGAGGGCUGGGCCCCCGCUACCUUUAUUGACAAGUAUAAGAAAACAAGCAGUGCAUCGAGGCCUAACUUUCUGGCUCCUUUACCUAAUGAGAUGGCACAGCUUUGCUUGGCAAAUACUUCAGCAGAGAGUAGUUCUUUGGAAGAAACAUCUGGGCCUUGUAGACCUCUGCCUGAGCCUCCACAAAAUGGCACAGAAUCUGUGCCAAAGUGGAAAAACAAAGAAGAAGGCUUCAAAAGUACUCAAGUGAAUGGUAAAGAACAAAUAUUCAAUAGUGUAUAUGAUGAAGCUGCUAACGAUGAAGGGGAGGAGAAGCCAAGUUUACCUCCAAGAAGGGAAUCAAUGCUGAAGACAGAAGAUGUUUCUGAAAGACCGAGCAUGCCACAGCUUCGUGUUCCUCCCCCGAAACCAUCACCAAGCUUGAUGCCUUCUGGACCACAGAGACAGUUACCGCCUAAAGACAUCAAGAAACCAGAAAUAAAAAGUGACAAAGGAAAAAUGUUUCAGCUAAAAAAUGAAAUGGGGCUGGAAUGUGGCCACAAAGUAUCACCCAAAGAGCUGAAAAAGCCCAUGCUGAAGCCUGUCCCUAACAAACCAAAGCCUGACCAGUCUAUAGAGAAGGCAGACGUGAUGGUCCCAAACCCCUUUUUGAAGUCCAAACCGCAAGUGAGACCCAAGCCAAUCACUGCAGCUAAAACCGAAAUUAACACAGAAAAUAAGGUUGAUAUCUCAAACUUGAGAAGUAGACUUAAACCUGCUUCAAAGUCUGUAGAGAAAGCAAAUGAGCAGGAGUCUUUUGUAAACAGUGGAGCAAAUGAUAGUGCAAUGUAUACUGCACCUUAUCAAGGGGCUGCUGGCAGACCUCUUGAAAAACCAGAUUGGAGACCUCAGUACAAACAGGAUGAUGAAAUACCUAGAGAGCCACCAUCUAAAGCGUUGCCAGUGCCUAUGAGGACUGCAGACAGUGAACCAAAGCCUGGAAGAGAUCCACCCCAGAGGCCUGUAAUACCACCAAGAAGACCUCCUCCUCCUAAGAAAUUGUCCACUGAAACCAGUGAAGGGAAGGCAACACCACAAAAAGAAGGCUCUGAUUCAGUACCUACUCCCCUAUCAAACAAGCCAAUACUGGUCCCACCAAAAUCCAAGCCAUUCAUCCCUUCACCCAGUAUGGAAGAUACCAAAGUAAGAAAUAGCUUUGUCCCAAAGACGCAGGCACCAAGGCAGGUAGAUAAGUCAGACAUCAAAGAAAGGUCAUUACCUUGUGAGAUACCCAAAGAUUGCUGUUAUAUAGCCGUUGCUGAUUUUGAUGGUGACGAAGAAACAGGCAGCUUUAAAGAAGGGACAGUAUUUGAGGUUCAGGAGAAGAGCUCAAGUGGCUGGUGGUUCUGUAGGAUUAUUAAUGAAGGCCCAAUUUGGGAGGGCUGGAUACCUUCCAAUUAUCUUAGAAAGAAGCCAUAAUAGCUUGCAUUGUUUACUCAUUGCCAUAGUCUCCUAAUUUCAGGUCUAUUUAAUUAGUCCAUUAAUUUAUCGUUUUUACAUGAAGCCUAAUUUUUUUUUAUACAUUCCAUUUUUUUUUAAUUCACUUUUUUUUAAAAAAUAACAAAGGAACGGGAGCGUUAGCUGGCAGGAGUAGAAGCAUCCUCCAGUAAUCUUUACUGAAUAAUCAGUGGGGUAAGAUGUGAGCUGAAAAGAGUGUAGAAAUGUGCUAGCACUCAAGUAAUGGAAGAUGUCUGAGUGUGGUGCUCAGUAUGCAAGGGAACAGUUUGCAGAAGCAGCACACACAAAGCCAGGUUAUUAAGACUUCUCCAUAUUUGGCCUUCUUAGUAUGUUAUUAUUCUUGGCCAAAUCAUAUUUUUGCCACUGUUGACAGUGACAUAAUAAACUUGGCAGUACAGUACAGUUUAAAACUUUGUUUUACAUUUUUUUGUUGUGUUUAUAGCAAUGUUAACACGAAUGGCUCAACUUGAUAUGUUAUAACCUCCUCUGAAUAGGAACAGAUGAUUGUACGUUCAGUAGCACUACAUUCCUGCAUUUAUACAAAGAGCAAUGAAACAAUAUGUGUCAUUUUUUAGCUACUUUUUUGUCCUCCCUACAAUUUUAGGGAUCUUUAUAUACAGAUGCAGAGUGUGUCCUGUAGAGGGCAGCGAUGUCCAAGUAAUUUUGAAAAGAACACACUGUUAACUGUACAAUGGUAGGAAUCCCAUAAAUGAGGGUCUUUACAUAAAGUUAAUAUUAGCUAUCCCAGGCUGCUCGGGACUGGCAUGAAGUGGGAUUGUCAGUAUUACCAGACUAUGUGCCAGUCUGUUUAUUUUUUAUUGCUCAACAAGUUGUCGUAAUUCAAAUAGGAAUAUUUGCCGAGCUCCUCUAGUGCCUCCUCCCUCAGUUCCAGUAGUGCCACCCAUAUCUUUUUAUGUUAAGCCAGGUGAUCAGAUUAGUAGUUACAGUUGGCUGUAGUGUCACCCCAGAGCAACACUGGUAGGAAGAUGGAGAGUGACAGUGUGUAAAUAUCAGAAACCUUGCCUGAAUCACUAAUACUUAUCUCUGGCAAGGUUUGGGCCUCUUCGAGAACUCAAAAGGUUGGCCAUGCAGCACUAGAAACAUUGUAAGUAGCUGGAGCUCUCUAUGCUGUAGUACAGGGCUCAGCAACCUUCGGGACACCAGCUGUUGUGAAACUACAGCUCCCAGCAUGCGCACUUGAACAGCGGUUCUUAUAACUCCCAUAGAAGUGGAUAGGGCAUUCUGGACGUUGUAGUUUCAGAAUGGCUGGAGUACCAGAGGUUGCUGAUCCCUGCUGGUUUGCAUUUAUUUUUAUCAUUAAAAAAAAUGUAUAAUGUUAGGGAUGUAUUUAAGGCGCAUUAUUUGUAAAGCUUAGAUUGUCAUCAUGGGAGCUGUGCUCCAUGUCUAUUGCCACUGCCUAUACCUACGUUAGAUCAGUGAUCUCGAGGUGUAUUCCCAUCCAUGUGGCAGGUGUGAUUUUAUUUUUUUACUUUUAUCUGGGUUCAGUUAAUGGCUCAUUGCACACUCUCCAUUGUACCACAGCAGUAUUAUAUAGCUUGAUGCAUUGCUUUACAAUGGAACAUGCUUGUUCCAGUAGCUUUUCCAAUUAUGUAGUAAAAAACAUCCACUCAUGUGAUUACAUUUUCCUUUACAUCAGGUAUUUCAAUGCAGUGUUUGAUAUAACAGAAUGCAACAUUUAGGAUUGUGUUCAUUUUGAUGGUGCCUUAAAGAGAACCUGUCACCACAAAAUGCAGUGCAAGUAACAUGUUAUAGAGCAGACAGAUAUAAUUCUGUAGGAAAAGAUUCCGUGAAACCUCUGCUUUUUCUGAACUUAAGACCACCCCAUAGAUAAUUAUACAUUUAAAUAUCUGCUAUUUCUGACUUCAGUUGUACACAGGGGAGUUGUUACACAGAGAAUGCUAUCAAUCACUGAUACACCACCCCCCCCCCCCCCAUGUACAACAAUCAGUGACUGACAGCAUUCUGUGUGUGUAUAUA
This is a messenger RNA of Bufo gargarizans (Asiatic toad), 4857 nucleotides long. RefSeq names its product SH3 and PX domains 2B (gene SH3PXD2B). Gene Ontology annotation, molecular function: protein binding; phosphatidylinositol binding; superoxide-generating NADPH oxidase activator activity. NCBI's taxonomy places the organism in Eukaryota, Metazoa, Chordata, Amphibia, Anura, Bufonidae. The transcript is spliced from 13 exons. Gene Ontology annotation, biological process: superoxide anion generation. The record is from RefSeq and is a predicted model, not a curated record. The coding region runs from base 157 to 2820 and encodes 887 amino acids.